This is a messenger RNA of Pedinophyceae sp. YPF-701, 2154 nucleotides long. NCBI's taxonomy places the organism in Eukaryota, Viridiplantae, Chlorophyta, Pedinophyceae. The record is from the annotation of a GenBank genome assembly.
AUGGCGGUCUCGCUGAAAAAGCUGAUUGUAGCCGCCACCGCCCUCCUGGUCUGCUCCGCGCAAGCCUCCUGCCAGUCCGUGGACGCGACGUCCGUCCAGCGCGACUUCAACGUCAUCCCGAUCUACUACAACGCGCUCGGCAGAGACUGGGUCGACGGCAGCGUCGGAUGUGCGGACUGCAACUACAACGACAAAGCCAAGGCCCGCGACGGCAGCGAGGCGGCCUUCAGCGUCGAGCUGCGCCCGUUCGGACGCGUUGUCCUGCAGCACGUCCCCUUCUUCUCGGGCCAGGCCGUCCUAGACGUCAUCGUCAAGGGCGAGUCGGUGACGAAGGGGACGCUCUUCCUCGAGAACUCGGAGAACCUCACGCGCUCCGAGGCGGUCGUCCUCUCCGAGCUCCGCGACGAGUUCCGCGUCGUUUCCGGCCCCGACGCCGACGGCUGGCUGCACGCCCAGAUCUUUCUCGACAGCCUCACGCGCGGCAUCACGCGGCGCACGGGGCUGCCGAACGUCUGGGACCGCAUCGUGCUCGUGGACCACUCCGGCAUGGGCAUCUCCACGCGCUUCGAUCGCAUCUUCCUGGUAGAGACUCCCGACCGCCAGCCUCAGUCCGCAGCCGUCGCGACGAUCGCCGCGCGCGCCGUCGUCGCCUACAUCGGCUCCGCGUCGUCCGGGCUCGAGCCCGUGUCCCCCGACGGCGUGCCUCCCAUCGCCAACCAGUUCGUGGCCUCUACGACCGCGCUGGCGGACGGCGACGCCAAUCGGUGGAUCCUGGUGCUCAAGCCAGGGCUCAAGUACGGCCAGAUCUUCGACAUCUGCGACGAGGGCUCCUCCGCGGGCGUGUACGCGGCGUCCGCGGCGCCGCGCUUCGAGCUCACGUGUCGCACGGAGCUCCUGGGGACGGAAGACACCCCCAGGGCGCAGGACGCUGACGCGGAGAUCGACGACCUGUCGCGGCUGGUGUCCGUCAGACUCGCGCCGGGACAGUCCAUCGAGGAGCUCGCGGUGGCCCUCGCCGGCCGCGUGGAGCUGAUCGACCGCGACCUCGCCUUCACCAUCCAGGGCUUCGAGACCCCGGGCGGCGCUUCGUUCGACGUGGCGCCCCCGAGGGCCGCCGGCGCUGCUGCGUCCUGGGGCCUGGAUCGCGUCGACCAGCAAUCGCUGCCACUGGACGGCGCGUACGACCCGGACGUGCUGGGCGCGGGCGCGCACGUGUUCGUGGCCGACACGGGCGUGCGCACCGACCACGUGGAGUUCUCGGGGCGCGUGUCCGACUCGUAUUCCGCGGUGUCGGGCUCGCCGUUCGCGGGCGGCACCGCCGGACCGCGCAACGCGACCGCGGCUGAGCCUGCGUGGUGGGACCGGCAGGGCCACGGCACGCACUGCGCUGGAACGGCCGUGGGGGCGACGUACGGCGUUGCGCCGCGCGCGACGUUGCACGCCGUGAAGGUGCUCGGCGACAGCGGGUCAGGAACGACCUCGGACAUCGUCGCGGGGCUGAACUGGGUGCUCAACUACGCGCGCGCGCGGAGCCUCGUCGGGCGGUCGGUCGUGAGCAUGUCGCUGGGCGGCGGCGCCUCGCCGGCGCUGGACAGGGCAGUGCAGGACCUGGUGGCGGCGGGCGUGACGACGGUGGUCGCGGCGGGGAACUCGAACGCGGACGCGUGCGGGGUGUCGCCUGCGCGCGCGAGCGGCGUGGUGACGGUGGCCUCGACUGAUCGGAACGACCGGAAGUCUUCGUUCAGUAAUUGGGGGCGCUGCGUGGAGAUAUGGGCGCCCGGGUCGGCGAUCCGGUCGGCGCACAUCGCCUCGCGCACCGCCGCGCGCGACCUCUCCGGCACGUCGAUGGCCACCCCGCACGUGGCCGGCGCCGCGGCGUUGUACCUCGCGACACGCCCCAACACCCCCCCCCUGUCGGUGCUCCAGGCGCUGCAGAUCGGAGCCGUCGAGCGCGCGUUCGACCCGCGCACGAUCGAGCUGCUGCUCAACGUCGAAGACAUCGCCCCCCCGAGCACGCCGAAGCCCUCCCCGGCGCCGACGUCGGCACCGACUCAGGCCCCGCGGCCGACUCCCCCGCCGCCGACCCCGCCCGUGAGCGAGCCGACCCCGCGGCCGCCCACGCGCCCGUCCCCCGGCAUCCCGGGCUGGACCUGA